AUGGCGCACUUUACCGACCUCCCUCUUGAGGUCCUCGCACUAAUCGGAGAUCUCCUCCUCACCGGCGCAGUCAUCAAGUCCCUCGUCCUCACCUCCCGUUGGGCUCAUCAACACUUUGGACAUCUUUUAUGGCGACACAUCAGGAUCAGACCCAAGCACCCCGACACUGACACCGACGAUACAGAAUUGGCAAACCUCCUCACGAAGCACUUCACCACGGUGCGCUCUCUUCAACUCGAGGGCGAAAUUCACGAAAAGUACUACGAUAUCACCUUCCCAAGGCUACUCACCUUUCGACACGACUAUCCAGAAGGAAACCCCCGCGACGACAAGGCAAAAGUGGCCUCGGCCAUUUUAUCCGACUUUAUUCAACGGCAUCCGACAAUUGAAGAUUUAACCAUCAGAACGACUGGACUCUUCUUGAACGACGAGUUUUGGGUCACCAUCUCGGAUACCUUACGCAAUCCUAAACGACUCAAACUUGAAGGAACAUUAGACGGAGAAGGACGUAUGCGAUCGAUCAUAGGCGAAGGCGGACCUGCUUUCUGGAGAGCAUUGAGUCUAUUUGAGGAGGUUACCUACAGUGGCAGCGAUCAGUCUGAAUCGAUCAAAUCUUUGGAUAUUGACUGUUCGCGACUCAAGCGCCUGGGUUUGACAACAAUGGACUACACAAGGAAGGGGGUGCUUCUAUGGAGCUGGAUGCAAGGAUGUCGCAACCUCACACGACUCCACUGGAAUAAGCCGAUUCCGAUUCGGGAUGGCGCCACCAUGACAGUACUACCGGCAUGGCCACUUUUGGAAGAUUUUCAAGUUUACAGUGGUAGCGGAUCAGAGGAAGAGUUUGCGGAUGUUAUUCUUCGCCACCUUCCGCCACUGAAGCACCUGAGACUUCCGCAAGGGCCGUUUGGAUGGACUUGUUUUGGUCGCCUUCGAGAUCGCCACUUUGAAACCCUUAGGACGCUGUCCCUGGUAGGACUUUGCUCGAUGACAAGUCGGAUGGCAUUGGACGUCCUGUUGAACUGCGCUACCCUGGAGGUGCUGGAGGUUGCCUAUAUUGCGAUCGAGGACCUUCGGGAGACCCCUCAGCCCUGGGCCUGUCGUGGACUGAGACGCUUUCAUGCAACAGUGGAGAGUAGUCACAGGGGAAGGCACACAAUUUUUUUCGAACAACUGUCGAGACUGCAGCUUCUGGAAGAAGUCGAUCUGAACGGAGACAUGAUGGUUCAUUAUGUUAACCUAAAGGGACGCUCUUCCCCUCGAUGGAGACUAGACUCAGGACUUGGUAUACUGUCGACGGUGACGAGACUCAAGACGCUCGACCUUCAUGGCUGUACUCAGGAUCUGAGGCAGGAGGAUGUCCAAUGGAUGUUGAAUCAGUGGCCGUUGCUUGAGAGGCUGUCUGGCGGGUUGUCUUACAGAGAGAGAAGAGAUGGGCGUUUCAAGGCUUUGAUCAAACAACGAGGUAUAGCAGUGAAGUAUCCUUUUGAAUAG
This is a messenger RNA of Linnemannia hyalina, 1491 nucleotides long. Lineage: Eukaryota; Fungi; Mortierellomycota; Mortierellomycetes; Mortierellales; Mortierellaceae. The record is from the annotation of a GenBank genome assembly.